CAUCGUUUCCGUUGGGCUUCGUGGUCGUGUCAUUGACAGCUGAGUGAGACCACCAUUGGAAAAACGGGUUUCUUGCGCGAGUCGAUCGUCCAAGAGUUUUGUGUUUUUACCAAGAUCUUUGCUUCUCCCUCACAUUCUGGGUGAGAUCGUGCUGCAUUCGCGGUGACUGUCUUGCGCUUCGUUGAGAAUAAAAAACGACUGUCCCAUGUACACUCAGCCCCACAUGUAUGGGCAGGUGGCUUAUGCACCACCAAGCUAUCAUCAGCCCGGACCUUCUGCUUACCCUUACCAGCAACCGCCCCCACCUCCCGCUCCAGUCUACUUUGUGGAUCCCAAUUCUUUUCGACGUGAUUAUACAGCGCGACUGGCAGAGCUCACCAUUAACUCCAGACCUAUCAUUCAGACCUUAUCGAUGAUUGCUCAAGAGUAUUCAAGAUGGGCUGAGAUUGUUGCGCAAUGUUUGGAGGCCCACAUUCGAAGGGUUCCUCCAUGGAUGAAACUCCCAGCCUUCUAUUUACUUGACGCGAUGUCAAAGAAUGUUUACGAUCCAUAUGCGCGCCAUUUUGCUCCCAUCGUCAUUGGUUUGUUCCUGGAAACUUACCAGCAGGUUGACCAGGCGACUCGUAGCAAGAUGGAAGAGAUGCUUUUGACAUGGCGAACUGCCUCUCCGACCGGAAAGGAACUGUUUGGCGUCAUCCCACAACUUGCCAUUGAGCGCGGAAUAUGGGGAGGUGAUUCAAAUCCAACAGGGCAAACGUCUGGCCAGAUAUCGAGAGCACAGGUCCUGAGCGAACUCGAAUUUACCCUGAGCCAAAAGGAGCGCGCCCUACAAGCGAAUGCUUGGGAUACCACCGCACAGAGGCAUGUGCAAAUUCUGCAACAGCUGCGUAAGCUUGUUGAAGCAGGUGUUUCUCAAGAUGAGCUCCGUCAAAUCCUAACCCAGCUGAGGUCUCUGUCACAAACCCCUCAACCCGCCGCGGCCGCUGCCUCGACAACUGCUACAUCAUAUCAAUACCCAGCUCAGGCUUCAUACCCUCGCCAAGCUGCACAGUCUGCAUUCCCACCUCCGGUAUCACAACACCCUCCCUCUACUACGUAUACAUCUUACCCCGUGCCGUCCGUUAAUCAACCUAAAGCUGAACCGGUCGACUCUGCAUUUCUUUUAUCGAGCGUGAAAUCUACAAGUGCCCCGUCAACUGACAUCGCUGGACUUUAUAGCGCCCUUUUGAAGGCCGGCAUUGUGACUGCCACUGGUACGCCGGUUGGUGCUGGAGCGACUGCCACUUCUGAGGACACUGCUGCGUUGUCAACGUCAUCUGAAAAUCUGAGUCGGGAUGCUGCAAGAGCAUAUCGCAAGUCAGUUUUGUCGCAGAGCAUCAAGCUAACGAAUGCUGAUAUCACGAGAAAACGUCCUAAUAUUGACCAUUUGUUAUAUGAUCGAUUGCCCGCCCAGUGUAAGCAGUGUGGUGUCAGAUUUACAGAUGAUACGCUAGGAAAGAAAGAAAUGGAGGAUCAUCUUGAUAUGCACUUCAGACAAAAUCGUAAGGCAAAUCAGAACAUUGGCCGUGGACACAGUCGUAGUUGGUUUGUUGACCUUGAUGAUUGGGUUCACGAAGGCCGUGUAGAUGUGAAGGGUAAAGGCCGCGCUGACGGUCCUCGGCCCACGAACAAUAAGGCUGCUCUUGCGGUAGAUGCAGCACGACGUGACGCUGAGCUACGCACGCAGUUUGUUGUUGUGCCACCGGGGGACGAAGCCAAGCCCAUAUCUUGUCCGAUAUGUAAAGAGACUUUGAAGACCGAGUUUCUAGAGGAUGACGAGGAGUGGGUCUGGAAGAACGCUGUCAAAAAGGAUGAUAAGAUAUAUCAUGCAACUUGUCAUGCUGAAGCUAUGAGUUCGAUGCAUACUCUGGCUACGAGGUUACGCCAAGAUACAGCCAGUCGGAGUAGAUCUGGUACGCCUCCCAGAGCUACGCCCCCAAAGGGCAUGCCGAGUAUACGGUCUUCCAAUUCCCGGUCCCCUGACUCUAAGCGCGCUACUCUCAAGCGCAAGGCAAGUGACGAUGAUUACAGUCAGUCGUCCGUAAAAAUGGAGAGUAAUGGGACACCGCCUAUGAAGAAGAUGGCGCUGACAGCCUAAGAGUUGACCUAUAGACAUUUCCGCAUCUUUAUUGGAAUACUUAUUGAGCAUCAUCACAUGUAUUAAUCCAGCGCACAUCAUAUACAUCAUGCAUUGUGAUUCAACUGACUUUGUAUAAAGUGAGGCAACU
Messenger RNA from Suillus paluster, 2267 nucleotides. RefSeq lists its product as uncharacterized. The record is from RefSeq and is a predicted model, not a curated record. Bases 206 to 2137 code for a protein of 643 amino acids. Gene Ontology annotation, cellular component: cytoplasm; mRNA cleavage factor complex. The transcript has 7 exons. Gene Ontology annotation, biological process: termination of RNA polymerase II transcription. Gene Ontology annotation, molecular function: RNA polymerase II complex binding; mRNA binding. NCBI's taxonomy places the organism in Eukaryota, Fungi, Basidiomycota, Agaricomycetes, Boletales, Suillaceae.